CCCCCUCCCUGUCAGUGUCUCUCUCUCUCUCUCUCCCCCUCCCUGUCAGUGUCUCUCUCUCUCUCUCUCCGUCAGUCGCUCCUGUCUUUCCUCGCAGCAGCAGAAGUUCCUCUACAGACGACAAAAUGUUUCUGGCAAGGAGUUUCAUCGGAGGCAUCAUCAACAUCGUGAGCGACAUCGACCCGUCUAAGUUUAUUCCCUCAAAACCUCCUCCUCCUCGCAGACCUCUGAACUUCGCCGAGGGCCACGAGAGCGAUGAGGAGAAGCAGUUUCGUAAUGUUUUCAGACAACUGGCCGGGGAAGACAUGGAGGUGAGCCCCAAAGAGCUGAUGGACAUCCUCAACAAAAUCAUUUCCAAACAUGGAGGCCUGAAGACCGACGGCUUCAGCAUCGAGUCCUGCAGGAGCAUGGUCGCUGUCAUGGACAGUGACAGCACCGGAAAACUGGGUUUUCACGAGUUCAAGUAUCUGUGGAACAACAUCAAGAGGUGGCAGGGAAUCUAUUUGUCCCACGACAACGACUGUUCAGGUGUGAUUGGCUCUCACGAGCUGCCUCAGGCCUUCAAGGCUGCAGGUUUCCCUCUGAAUGAUCAGCUUUUCAAGCUGAUCAUCCGUCGCUAUAGUGACGAGCACGGCGACAUGGACUUUGACAAUUUCGUUGGCUGCCUGGUGCGACUGGACGCCAUGUGCAGAGCCUUCAAGACGCUGGACAAGGACAACAGCGGCUCCAUCGACCUGAACAUCAAGGAGUGGCUCCAGCUGACGAUGUAUUCAUGAAGAGACCGGACCAGGGAGAUGUUUCUCUCCCUCCAUCUCAUCUCUCUCUUUACGUUUUUACGGCUAGUUGUGCAAUAGUGUGACCGCCCAGUGUCUCCACGGCAACGGGACCAAAAUAGCAAAGUUGUGCCGAUGCUGCUGUUGCACUGCCCCUCUGCUGCCAGGCGGCGGCGCUACAACCUCCCCAUCUUCUCUUUUUUUUUUCUUCUUUUUUUUUUAUUAGGCUGAAACUGUUUGAAUGUUUAACAGAAUAAAGUUCAACUGAAAAAACA
Scophthalmus maximus (turbot) is the source of this 1048-nucleotide messenger RNA. It is a transcript of the gene capns1b, whose product is annotated as calpain, small subunit 1 b. Gene Ontology annotation, molecular function: calcium ion binding. The transcript is spliced from 11 exons. The record is from RefSeq and is a predicted model, not a curated record. NCBI's taxonomy places the organism in Eukaryota, Metazoa, Chordata, Actinopteri, Pleuronectiformes, Scophthalmidae. The coding region runs from base 126 to 776 and encodes 216 amino acids.